ACUUCUGUUACAUGCAAGAUAUAGAGAGAGAAACAGAGAAUAUAGAGAGAGAGACAACCACUGUGUGUGUGAAUUUGCCAAGAAUACCAUUAUACUUACAUCAGAUCUGCUGUAUUCUCUCCUCUCAAUACAUUCUUGAUUCUUUUCAUCACAAUUCAAUCUCAAAAAACUCUGAACCACUGUGUGUGUGUGUGUAAAUUGCUCUGUUUUAGCUCAUUUCUAUUGACAUUCAUCCACUGUGUCAACUCAGUGCCACGCGUCACUUUCUCACUCUUUUAGCUCAAUUCUUAUGCUCUACAGUGAAAAACACGAAUUGGGUAUUCUUUAUUUUAUUGAAAUUGGUGUUUUUCAGCUUCAUGGUAGUUUUCCGGCAGUGUCCGCCGGAGCUCCGGUGAGCUCCGGCGAAAACUGUGAAAAGGGUGUGUUAUAAAUGAGAUAAAGUGUGGGGUAAAAGUGUAAAAAUGUUCAAGUCAGCGCGGUGGAGGAGUGAGAAGAACAAGAUCAAAGUUGUGUUCAAGUUGCAGUUUCAUGCAACUCAGGUAGCAGGCGAUGCAUUGAUGAUAUCUGUAGUCCCUGCUGAUGUGGGGAAGCCGACAUUAAAACUAGAGAAGGCGAUAGUUCGUGAUGGGAGCUGUUACUGGGAUAAAGCAGUUUUUGAAACUGUGAAGUUGAUUCAAGAACCGAAGUCGGGGAAGAUUCACGAAAAGAUCUAUUACUUCAUCUUGGGAACCGGGAGUUCAAAAGCUGGAGUUGUCGGAGAAGCUUCAAUUGAUUUCUCGAAUCAUGCAGAGGCAUCUAAGAUAUCCUCCGUUGCUCUUCCGCUCAAAAAUUCAAAAUCAGGAGCUGUAUUGCAUGUUUCAAUACAGAGGAUUCAGGAUUCUUCUGAUCAAAGUGUUGUUGAAGAAUUCGAAAAUGCAAAACCAAAUUCGGACGAUAGGAUCUUGAGGACGCAACCAAGCAACGAUGAAGUAGAAGCUAGCCUUAAUGACAAUUCUACAGAGGAUGGUUUAAUCAACAAGCCUAUUUUGCACAAUGGUGUACUGAAUGGCAACCGCCGGGCAUCAGGUGAAUCGGAUAUUACCAUGUCCAGUUCUGGUAGCAGCUCGGGACUUGAUACGCCUCGGCAAAUCAAAACGAGAAACAACAUUAGCCAUCAGGAUCACAUAAACUUCCCUUCGUCUCCGAAUCUUGCUUUGGUUCCCCGGAACCCCAGUGUCGAUGUCUGUACAACAGUUUACGAAGAAAAUCAGCAAUUGGAUUGGUUGGCGGGUUCUGCUCUUGAAGUAAGUACAGAUGGUUCUUCAAGCACUCCAAGAGAAGCUCUUCAGAGAUUAGAAUCACAAGAGGUGUUGGAUGUUGUUAUCGCAAAGCUAAAAUCCGAGCUCACAGCUUUUGCUAGGCAGGUAGAAGUGUCAGACUUGGAACUUCAAACUCUUCGUAAACAAAUUGUCAAGGAGUGCAAAAGAGGGCAAGAUCUCUCAAAAGAGGUUGCGAGCCUGAAAAAAGAACGAGACGCUCUCAAGGAAGAAUGCGAUAAACUUAAAGCCUCUCAAAGGCGUUUAGACGAGGCGAAAUCCAAAGACAAGUUGCUAUAUGAAAGUGGGGAUCUUCAAACUCUUGUUAGUGAACUUAGGCAAGAAUUGAGUUAUCAAAAGGACCUUAAUGCAAAUCUAGAAAUACAACUUCAAAAGACGCAAGAAUCGAAUUCGGAGUUAAUUCUUGCUGUGCGUGACCUAGAUGAAAUGUUAGAGCAGAAAAACAAAGAAAAUGUUAGCCAUUCCAACAAAUCAACGACAUCUUUUGACGCUGAAAGGUUUCCGGACGUUAUCUCGAAGCAUGAAAUGACGGAUGAAGAUGACGAAGAGCAAAAAGCGCUAGAGCAGCUCGUGAGAGAGCACAGCGACGUCAAGGACACAUAUAUGCUGGAGCAAAAGAUCACGGACCUGCAUGGUGAAAUCGAGAUAUACAGGAGAGAAAGAGAUGACUUAGAGAUGCAGAUGGAGCAACUUGCCCUCGACAAUGAGAUACUGAAGCAAGAAAACCAUGACAUGUUAUACAAAAUUGAGCAAAGCGAGAUUCAGGAACAACUGAAAAUGCAAUAUGAAUGUGAGACUUCUUAUGCAACUGUAAGUGAACUUGAAGCGCAGAUAGUGAGUUUGGAGAAUGAGCUGAAGAAUCAAUCUAAAGAAUUCUCCGAUUCAUUGGCUACUAUAAGUGAGCUUGAAGCUCAAGUCAGUAACCUGGAGCAAGAACUAGAACAGCAAGCUCAAGGAUUUGAAGCUGAUCUCGAUACCCUUAGUCGUGAUAAAAUCGAACAAGAGAAGAGAGCAAUAAGAGCUGAAGAAGCCUUGAGGAAGACAAGACGGCAAAAUGUUAUUACAGCAGAGCGGCUUCAGGAGGAACUUAAAGGGCUAUCCAUGCAAAUGGAAUGCUCACUCAAAGCGAGUGAAAAGUUGGCUACUAAAGCUUUAAACGAAGCUAAUGAGCUCCGCCUACAGAAAUUGCAACUGGAAAAGAUGCUUCAAAAAUCAUCCGAGGAGCUCCAAUCAAUCAAAGCGCAUUACGAAGCAAAGGUGUUUGAGCUUUCUAGUCAAGUAACUAAUAUGUCGGAUCAAACGGAAAAGUUGCAGUCGGAAAUUGAAGAAAAAUCCGUGCGCCUAGAAAAACAAGAAGAGCUGGCUAAAGAAACUGAGCAGCACCUGUCACAGAAAAUCAUCUCUCUUAAAGCGGAGAUUGAAAAUCUAUUGACAGAAAAGAUUAUCCUUUCUCAGCAUGAAGAACAUAAGAACACUCUGGCGAAUGAGUUGGAAAAAACGAGGAAAUCGAUUGAGGACAUGCAAUUGGUUAUAGAGCAAGGUCACAGUGAAAGAAGAGAACUGGAAACUAGGCUAGCUUCAGUGGAAAAAGAAGCUCUAGAGACUGCGACGGAAUUAAACACUACGAGGUCUCUUAUGGAUGAGAAGGACACAUUAACUGCAGAACUGCAUUUCGAAGUGGAUAUCCUUAUAUCUGAAUGCAAAGAAAUGAAGAGCUCUUUGUUUGAGAAUGAAUUGGAGAAAGAAAUUUUGAGAAAGCAGGUAUCCGAGUUAAAAGAUGAUCUGAUAGAGAAAGAGAAUGCAUUGAAUAGUUUGGACGAAAAGCUCGAAGAUGCAAAUGAUCAAGUUGCAAGUCUAAAAGAGAUAAUAAAGUUACUUGAGGGUCAGAUCAAGCUGAAGGAAAAUGCACUUGAUAACUUAACGAAUUCAUUUACGGAGGAGGAGAAAGACCUUCAAGACAAAAUCGAAGAAUUAGAAAGAAGGUUAGAAGAACUCCGGCAUAGCACGGAAAGGCUCCGCGAACAAAAGUCCGAACAGGAGGCUGCGGAAGAUCUAAAUCUUGCGACUAUAACAUGCACAGAAGAUCAAAAUCCCUGUCGAACAUUGUCUACAGAGAGCAACAUCUGUUUGUCGGACAAGGAAAUGGAAAACGCAGCAUCUAAUACUGGAAAUCUUGAUGAACUAUCAAAAGAAAUGGAGCUAUUGAGGGAGAGGAACAAGUUAAUGGAAGUUGAACUGAAGGAAAUGCAAGGGAGAUAUUCAGAAUUAAGCCUCAAAUUUGCAGAGGUUGAAGGAGAAAGACAGAAGCUUGUUAUGAGAAUGCGAAACAUUAAGAGCGCGAAAAAGAGCUCAUAAAACACUCCCAUGCAAACCAGAUACAAGUAUAGGUAACAAAAAUAAAUGUAAAUUAGUGAGGU
This is a messenger RNA of Nicotiana attenuata, 3733 nucleotides long. Its product is annotated as myosin heavy chain, cardiac muscle isoform-like. The record is from RefSeq and is a predicted model, not a curated record. Bases 462 to 3671 code for a protein of 1069 amino acids. The transcript has 9 exons. NCBI's taxonomy places the organism in Eukaryota, Viridiplantae, Streptophyta, Magnoliopsida, Solanales, Solanaceae.